This is a messenger RNA of Photinus pyralis (common eastern firefly), 630 nucleotides long. RefSeq lists its product as uncharacterized. Gene Ontology annotation, biological process: DNA replication. NCBI's taxonomy places the organism in Eukaryota, Metazoa, Arthropoda, Insecta, Coleoptera, Lampyridae. The coding region runs from base 1 to 630 and encodes 209 amino acids. Gene Ontology annotation, molecular function: DNA-directed DNA polymerase activity; nucleotide binding; DNA binding. The transcript has a single exon. The record is from RefSeq and is a predicted model, not a curated record.
AUGAAGACUCCCUCUGCUUGGAACUCUGAGAUAAUUGCGACAGGUACAAAAAUUACUUCGCUUGCCUGCAAUAACAACAUCAGAUUCAUCGACAGUCUCAAUUUUAUACCCAUCCCAUUAAGUGCUUUCCCAAAAAACUUCAACUUCCCCGGUUCCAAGGGUUACUUUCCCCACUUCUUCAAUACUCUUCCUAAUCAAGAUUAUGUCGGACCGCUGCCCGUACCCCAUUUCUACGGAUGUGACGAGAUGUCAGUGAAGAAUUGGGAAGAUUGUCUUGAGUGGUACAACGCCGAAGUGACUCGUGGAGCCGUUUUCGAUUUCCAAUCGGAAAUUGUGCAGUAUUGCGUCCAAGAUGUCAAUAUCUUACGACAGGCAUACGUGGAAUUUUGGCACAAGUUCGUAACCGAAAACAAAGUCGACCCAUUCAGAGAGUGCUGUACCAUUGCCGCCGCAUGCAGCCUCGUGUUCCGAAGGAACUUUCUCCAGAAAGAGACCAUAGGGCGCAUCCCUCACGGCGGUUACAGAGCAGCCGAUAACCAGAGUAGAGUGCCAUUAAAUGGUUACUGCUGUGGCAAAGCUGUAAAAUCCUCGAUCUUCAACAUGCUGGCAACAACCGGGAAGUUCGCCUAA